GGGAGCAGAGGUUGGUGGUGGGGCAGGACCCACCAUGGUGGAGCCAGUCUCCCUGGGUGUGCAGGCACAGCUCCUCCCAGGGAUGCUCAGCCUCCUCCCAAACCCUGUGGCCUGCCUUCCCUGGGGAGGCGUUUGAAGGUUUCAUUUGAUUCGCACACCCUGCUCAAAGCAGGCAGCUCCACUGAGAGUAAACAUCUCUAACCACAGCCAGGCGGACAGACGAGGUCUAGAGCUGCCUGCAGCUCUGCCCGUUUAUAUGGGCAGCCAGGGAGGUGGGGCUGAGCUCUCACCCCUCAAUCAGCAUCCCAGGGAACGGGGCCGUGAGUAACAGGACCGGGUUCUACUCACCAGGACGAGAUGGGGAGGAAGCUGGACCUCUCCAAGCUAACUGAUGAAGAGGCCAAGCAUGUUUGGGAAGUUGUUCAGCGGGACUUCGAUCUGAGGAAAAAAGAGGAGGAACGGCUGGAGGAGCUGAAAUGGAAGAUCGACCAGGAGAGCAGCAAGAGAGAGUUCCUCACGAAUCAGUCCCACCUCAACGAAACCCACUGCGUCCACUGUCUCCAGCCCUUCAAAUUCCUGCUGAACAGCAAGCGGCAGUGCCUGGACUGUCGCUUCUACACCUGCAAGAACUGCAGCCGCUACAACAAGAAGGAGCAAGGCUGGGUCUGCGAUCCCUGCCGCCUGUCCAGGAUCGUGAAGAUCGGUUCCCUGGAGUGGUACUACGAACAUGUGCGAUCCCGUUUCAAGAGGUUUGGAAGUGCCAAAGUGCUGCAGUCCCUCUAUGGCAGGCUACAGCCGGGGCAGGGGCUGAGCUCCGCGUUUCUAGGUCUUCAUGACAGAGUUUACAGCCUGCCAGACAUUAACAGUGAAUGCCAGUUCCUCACCAGUGGUGGCACUGGGGACAACAGCGAUGACGAAGAUGAUGUCCUUCGUGGAGCUGAAGCAGAGUGCUACAGCAGAAUGCGCAAGACAAAGCGCCUGCUGUCUGUCCAUCCCUUUGAUUUUGAACUGGACUCGGACUACUCCUCUCAGUCUCGCCGUCAGUCUGUGCAGCUCUCUCCAGCAGCCAGCAGCCCGGAUGGUUUCCAGUCCUUCCCAGAUUUCCCCAACUCAGCUGAAGAUGCUCCCCAGAAGGAUUCCAGGAUUGCAGAAGCAGAUCUGGUUUUUCACCACAUCUUGCAGGAACAGGGACCAGGCAUGAGUCCUCCAGAGCAGCACUUCAGCACAGAGGUUCGGCUCACCGUCAAUUCACGGACAAGGAGCCUGGACAGAAAUGCAAAACUUGGUAGUCCUCGGAAUGAGCAGCCCCGGUCCACAUACUCUGCAGAUAUGGACACCUCUGAUGAGGAUGUGAAGGGAGUCCAGUUCCCUGCCUACCCGCCCCAUCACGUGAAAUGCCGGAACAGAACCUCAUCCCAGGAGAAUGUCAGCCGCUCCAGGAAUCAGAUUCAUGAGCUGAACAAGCGCAUGUCUGCAAUCGAAUGCAUGCUGAACCGCUUGGAGGAAAAAAUCCUGGUGCGCUCUGACGAGUCUCCAGCCCCAGAGUCCCAACUUGAUCCUGAUGCUGAGGAGGAGGAGUUGAAGAGGAAGCUGGAGGAGCUGGCUAGCAAUAUCAGUGACAAAGAAGUCUCUUCUGAAGAAGAGGAGCGUGAAGAAGAGAAGAGAGUGAAGAAACUAGAGAUGAGUUCCUCCAGUGAUGAUAUGGCCAGAGAUGCUCGAAAGAGGUCGUCGGCUCAGGCUUUGAGCGAAAUCACAGCCAAAGUACUGAGAGCUAUAAACGCCACGGAGAAAGCGGUGUGUGAGUCGUUGCAUGGAGAGAGCCAGUGCAACGGUGGCUGUGCCCUCCCCACGGGGCAGCUUCCCAGCCUGGGAGAUGGGAAAGAGGUGGCCGAAGCAUACCGUGAGCUUGAAGAAAAUGUGUACCUGACUGCUGGGAAGACCUACCGGCUUGAGAAGACCCUGAAGGAGCUUGAGGAAGGGGCUCAGCACAGCGGCGCUACCGACUCGGAGCUGUCAGAGCUGGAGGACAAAGUGGCCUCAGCAGCCGCUCAGGUGCAGAAGGCAGAGAGUGAGAUAUCAGACAUUGAAUCUCGAAUUGCAGCUCUGUCUGCUGCAGGGCUGACAGUGAAGUCUGUGGAAAAGGCAAGGAAGAAGUCGAGUGGGCAGGCUGCCUGCCCUGACUCUCCUGUUCCCACCAGCAGCAGCCCAGGGGAGUCUUCGGAUGACAUUAGAGUGAUGCCCGGACUGCAGAUGUUCAGGAGAAAGUUCAACAUUCCCCUCGAAAUCUCUGGUCCUGAUGACUCCUUUGACCGCAACUCCGUUUACCGUGGCUCCCUGACACAGAGAAACCCCAAUGGGAAGAACAGGAGAGUGGAGCGGCUCUUUGCGAAGCCUGUGAUGACCCACCUGUCCUGAGAAGAAGGGGACCCUCCUGCCACCAUAUUUCACUGAUGAUACAGAACCUCAGCUCAAAGCCUCACCACCUUCCCCCAUUGCUUGCUUUUCCUUCUCCCACACUCAUCUUUCCAUGAAACCCCAGACAGGAGCAAAGUUGAAGGCCAUGGGCAGGGGUCUUGCUGGGAGCUGCCAGGGAGAGGGGCGAGACACUGGGGUGUGGACAUGUGGCCAGGGGCUCUAAUGGAAGGAUGCAGGCAUGAGGCCUCAGCUUUGGGCAGCUCUUUGGUACUGGGUCAACCAAGGGGACAAGAGAGGUGCAGAGUGGGAGUGACCUCUUUGGAGGGAGCUGGAUGUCAGUGUGGCUUUACAACAUGGGGACUGGGGACAGUGACAUGGCAUUCACUUGGCAACAUCUGGUCCCAGCCCUUGACAAAAGGCUAAUGUCAUCUAUUGCAGUCAUCUCAUCAUGGCUGGGGCCUGUUCCUGCUCUCUUCCAGGCUGGUGCUGAGCAGGAGCAGGAGCUGAUGGCAGGAGCCCUUGGGGUACCCCAGGCAGAGCAGAGACCCAGGCACCCCAGGCUGGGAUUCGCAUACUGGCGCUGGUCCCAACUUGUCCCUUAGAGUGUCACUUCCCUUCCCUGAGCAGCAAAGCAGGGUGAGAGCAGUGCUGACUCCCUCCCAGCGAGCGCUUGGCCAACAGAUCCUUACACAAAGCUAUGCAAGCACCCACUGAGGGUUCUUAUCACCAUGCCCGAAGCAGCUGUGACAAUCUGGGCACCAAUCAGAUGAGGUGUGCAUGAAGCAGUAUCAAGAAAAGUGGAAGAAAGGCCAGAGGGCUUACAGGGGACUGGUUUGAUUUUCCAGCUCUCAAAGGUGUCCCCUCUCCCAGCAAGGCUAUGCCAGCAAGUUCAGAAGGACUCCAGCAAGCAGAACAUAAGAGCUUCUCUGGAGGCUUUUCCUGUUCUGCAGAUGGGUCAACCUGUGCCAAGCAGCACUUUGUGGAUGAGCAAAAUAUCCAUAAUGAUGGGACUGUAGGACCGUUCAAUCCUUUGGAGUGGCUGUGAUGGCCUUUGGGGUCUGGUCUUGGGCUCCUGUCAGGUGACAGCAGCACUGAUAAUGCUCGUCUCCAGAAAUCUCAAACGGUUCAUUUUCCUCCAGCAUUUAAUUCUCCACAUCCGCUGAUCCCAGUGAAUCAGCGCCUGGCCCCAUACCCAUGUCCAGGACAUCAGGAUGGGCAGGGGGUUCCUUUCUCUUGCAGGAAAAUUUGAAGAAGGUUCAUGUUAAAAAUAUUUUGCUUGGUACCUGCUGUUCCUUGUCCUUUAUAGUCCCCACCUCCUCCCUCCUCCCGCAGCGGGUGAUGCAGGGAGGAUUGCCUGCAGCCAGAGCGGGGAUGUCAGACGAAUGCUGGCAGUUUCCCAUCCAUGGCCACAUGGCCAGGACCAUUUUAGGCUAUUCUUGUGCAUCUGAUCAAAACCACUUUAAUUAUGAGCUGUAGUGUGAAUUCUCAUGCAAGUAACAUAUACGUUUGGCUUUGGUAGCAGUAGAGACUGCUAACUGCCUAGAAAUCAGUCCCACAGUCAUUCUAGAGCAGUCUUCUAAAUCUGGGCUUCCCAGCUGGAAACAAAACCAGUUUCUUACUUUAAAAUGAAAUCCUUCUGGUCUGAAGUUCAAAAGGGUAAGUGCGAACCACUGCCAUUGCAGAAACUCCCCCAGACACUGUGUCAUUGCUGGGUGCACAUCUUGCUGCUCAGCUGGCCUUGGUGCUAGAACAGCAGCUCCUUGGCUGGCAGAAGGGAGCUCCACCAAGAUCUGGGCAACAUUAUGUGUUUGCACUCACCCUUCUAUUGUCAGGGUUCAGCCUUCCCCCCAACCACACUGUACCCAGCUUCAGCUGUAACUCAAGUCCUUACAUGCAGCUAUUGGGAUGCUUGACCCUGCAUAGAAGUCCUUGCCGUGAACCUCAGCAGUGCAGACUAAGGCAUCGUUCAGGCUGUAGUCUUGUUAUUUGCCAGUUUCCUGCCCCAUCUGCUUGUGUAGACAUUAUAUAUAUGUACACAAGGUCAUGCAAUAAAGCCAGUUUUGUGUCCAGAACUCA
Molecule: messenger RNA, 4491 nt
Organism: Columba livia (rock pigeon)
Lineage: Eukaryota; Metazoa; Chordata; Aves; Columbiformes; Columbidae
Gene: MLPH
Product: melanophilin
Exons: 17
Coding region: 358-2415 (685 amino acids)
Biological process (GO): intracellular protein transport
Cellular component (GO): cortical actin cytoskeleton
Molecular function (GO): actin binding; myosin binding; small GTPase binding
Source: RefSeq, a predicted model, not a curated record